GCGCUAGUAGUUUCCGUUCUUUUUACUAGCAGCUUGUAAUCGUUGACUCGACGCUGUUAGAUCCUUUCGGUAAUCUGCCUCCAUCUGAGUCGCUCAGCUCGAGUUAUUUGAACAGCACAUCACCAUGCCUCCCAAAUUUGAUCCCAAUGAGGUUAAGAAAGUUUUCCUUCGAUGUGUCGGAGGUGAAGUUGGAGCCACAUCUUCGCUUGCCCCGAAAAUCGGUCCUCUAGGUCUGUCUCCUAAGAAAGUUGGUGACGACAUUGCCAAAGCUACUAGUGACUGGAAAGGUCUAAAGAUCACCGUCCAGUUGACAAUUCAGAACAGGCAGGCAACGAUUUCAGUUGUUCCAUCCGCAGCCUCCUUAAUAAUCAAGGCCCUUAAAGAGCCCCCACGUGACCGGAAGAAGCAAAAGAAUAUAAAGCAUAGUGGAAAUCUCUCUUUCGACGAUAUAAUUACGAUUGCUCGUUCGAUGAGACCGCGUUCCAUGUCCAGGCAACUCAGCGGCACCAUCAGGGAGAUUCUUGGGACUUGUCAAUCUGUUGGAUGCACCGUAGAAGGACGGCCCCCCCAUGAUUUGAUUACGGAAAUCAGUUCUGGGGAACUGGAAGUACCUGAGGAAUAAUAUACUUGAUUAUUCAGGAUGGUGAAAAUGAAUAAACACUAAAAUUGAA
This is a messenger RNA of Athalia rosae (coleseed sawfly), 671 nucleotides long. RefSeq names its product 60S ribosomal protein L12 (gene RpL12). Lineage: Eukaryota; Metazoa; Arthropoda; Insecta; Hymenoptera; Athaliidae. The transcript has 4 exons. Gene Ontology annotation, biological process: translation. The coding region runs from base 125 to 622 and encodes 165 amino acids. Gene Ontology annotation, molecular function: structural constituent of ribosome; large ribosomal subunit rRNA binding. The record is from RefSeq and is a predicted model, not a curated record. Gene Ontology annotation, cellular component: ribosome; cytosolic large ribosomal subunit.